Messenger RNA from Dama dama (fallow deer), 8465 nucleotides. RefSeq names its product MMS22 like, DNA repair protein (gene MMS22L). Lineage: Eukaryota; Metazoa; Chordata; Mammalia; Artiodactyla; Cervidae. Gene Ontology annotation, biological process: double-strand break repair via homologous recombination; replication fork processing. The transcript is spliced from 25 exons. Gene Ontology annotation, cellular component: nuclear replication fork. Bases 135 to 3869 code for a protein of 1244 amino acids. The record is from RefSeq and is a predicted model, not a curated record.
CCCCGCCCUUCUUGAGCGCGGCGGCUUGGCGGGAAUUUCGUCUGUUUGGGAUCUAGACCCCUGGACUCGCUGGCCCUGGCCGGCACGGCUGGGGCGGGUCUCGGGGACUCAGAGUGAGUAGGACAUGGUAAACAAUGGAUAACUGUCCCUCUGCGUCCACGUUUCUGACCGACAGCUUGGAACUGGAACUGGAGACAGAAUGGUGCAGUCCCCCUUGCUUUUCUUGUGAUUUUGACAACAGAGGAGGAGGAAAACAUUUUUCUGGCGAGUCCUACCUUUCCAGCGGAGCUCUUAAGCGGGUAAUUUUGAAUCUUGAUCCUUUACCAACUAAUUUUGAAGAGGAUACAGUGGAAAUAUUUGGCAUUCAGUGGGUUACUGAAACAGCAUUAGUGAAUUCAUCUAGAGUUCUGUUUCAUCUAUUCAGGCAACAGCUCUACAACUUGGAAACCUUAGUACAGGCCAGCUGUGAUUUUGGGAAGAUAUCAACGCUGCAUUGCAAGGCACACAAUAUUAGGCAGAACUGCAUAACAUUUCUUCAUUAUGUUAAAGUUUUCAUCUUCAGGUCCCUGCAAGUACACAAUGCUGAAAGUCAUGUUCCUGUCCAUCCCUACGAGACUUUGGAGGCACAGCUUCCCUCAGUGUUGGUUGAUGAGCUUCAUGGGUUACUCUUGUAUAUAGGACACCUAUCAGAACUUCCCACUACGAAUACAGGAGCAUUUGUAAAUCAAAACCAGACCAAGCUUUACCCACCGUCAUGGCAUUUAUUACAUCUCCACCUAGAUAUCCAUUGGCUGGUGCUGGAAAUUCUUCACAUGCUUGGGGAAAAAUUGAAACAAGUUGUAUAUAGUCAUCAGUUUAUGAAUCUGGCAGGUGACAAUUUAACCAAUGUCAGCUUAUUUGAAGAACAUUGUGAAAAUCUUCUUUGUGAUCUAAUAAACCUGUCCCUCAACAGGUAUGACAAGGUUAGGCCUUCUGAGGCAUUAAUGAGUCACCAUUGCUCAUGUCCAUGCAUUAAAGAAUUAUGGGUUCUACUCAUUCACCUUCUUAAUCACAGAAGUAAAUGGUCUCUCUCAGAAUCAUUUUGGAACUGGUUGAAUAAGCUACUCAAAACACUUUUUGAAAAAUCAAAUGACCAAAGAAGAUCUGUGCUUAUAGUCCAGCCAAGAGACCCAUUGGGUUUUAGUUGGUGGAUUAUUACUCACGUAGCAUCAUUUUAUCAGUUCGAUCGCCAUGGAACACCAGAUGAAAUGAGACAAAUGGAAUCAAACUGGAACUUUGUAGAAGAACUGCUGAAAAAGUCCAUCAGUGUUCAGGAUAGAAUACUAGAAGAGCAGUUACGAAUGUAUCUUCACUGUUGUUUGACCCUUUGUGAUUUCUGGGAGCCGAACAUUGCAAUUGUCACCAUUCUGUGGGAAUAUUACAGUAAGAACCUGAAUAGUUCUUUCAGUAUUUCUUGGCUUCCUUUAAAAGGCCUUACAUAUAUCAUUAAGUCACCCUUGUCUAUGCUAGAAAUGGUGAAGACCUGCUGCUGUGAUAAACAAGAUCAUGACCUGUGUAAAUCCAGCAGUAGUUACACUAUUUUCCUUUGCAUUUUGGCAAAAGUUGUCAAGAAAGCAAUGAAAAACAAUGGUCCUCAUCCUUGGAAACAAGUCAAGGGAAGGAUAUAUUCUAAAUUCCAUCAAAAAAGAAUGGAAGAACUAACUGAAGUUGGUCUGCAGAACUUUUUCAGUCUUUUCCUCCUGUUAGCAGCUGUGGCAGAGGUGGAGGAUGUAGCAAGUCAUGUUUUAGGCCUCCUAGAUUUCCUCAAGCCUACUUUUAAAACCUCUCCUCUCAUCUGGAACGGUCAGAUGGCCUUCCUCUUGAUGUAUACCCAGAAAAAUCUGGACAUUGGUGUUUUGGCUGAGAAAUUUUCAAAUGCUUUCCGGGAGAAAGCAAAGGAGUUCUUGGUAUCUAAGAAUGAUGAAAUGGGACAGAGACAGACUCUGUGGACACUUCUUUCCAUAUAUAUGGACAGUGUUCAGGAGGUGUUUGAGACAAGCCAUUGCUUGCAUCCUUCUCAUGAAAAACUGCUUAAUGAUGGUUUUAGCAUGCUUCUACGAGCUUGUCAAGAAUCUGAACUUAGGACAGUAUUGAACUUUCUACAAGCUGUUCUGGCCAGAAUCAGGAGUAUGCGUCAACAAUUGUGUCAGGAACUGCAAAGGGAGAAUGGGGACCUCAUUGUGCAGUCUUCAUUAUCGACUAAAGAGCGCCACCUUGCUGCAGUGGCCAGUGCGCUCUGGAGGCAUUUCUUUUCGUUUCUGAAGAGUCAGAGGAUGUCACAGAUAGUGCCUCUCUCGCAACUCGCGGAUGCGGCCGCAGAUUUUACUUUGCUGGCAAUGGACUUGCCCAGCACUGCCCCAUCAGAUCUUCAGCCUCAGCCAGUUACAUCAAUGAUACAACUCUUUGGUUGGGAUGAUAUCAUCUGGCCCCAAGUUGUAGCCAGAUAUUUAAGCCAUUUCCUACAGAAUAGCAUGUUAUGUGAAGCACUUUCUCAUUCAGGCUGUGUAUCUUUUCAAGCCCUAACUGUAAGAUCAUGGAUCCGUUGCAUUUUGCAAAUGUAUGUAAAAAACCUUCAUGUGCCAGAUGACUCAUUCAUUGAUCUAAAUCCUGAUCAGGCAGUUGAAAAGGACUACAUGGAACAGUUGACUGAACUGACAAGGUUGCUAUUUAAGCUAUCAGAAGUAAAGAAUAUUUUCUCAAAGUCUCAAGUUGAAUAUUUACCCAUCCCAGAAGAUCCUAAAAAAGCACUUGUUCGGUUCUUUGAGGCUGUUGGUAUAACUUACGGGAAUCUGCAGACAUUUUCUGAUAAAUCUGCCAUGGUCACAAAGUCCUUAGAAUACCUUGGUGAAAUAUUAAAAUAUAUAAAACCUUAUUUGGGAAAAAAAGUUUCCAGUGCAGGGCUGCACCUGACUUAUACGAUGAUGGGAAUUCUAGUUAAAUCAUGGGCACUGAUCUUUGCCACCUCUAAAGCCCAAAAAUUACUAUUCCGGAUCAUAGACUGUUUACUGCUGCCGCAUACAGUGUUACAGCAAGAGAAGGAGCUGCCUGCGCCUAUGUUGACUGCAAUUCAGAAGAGUCUUCCUUUGUAUCUCCAGGGCAUGUGUAUUGUGUGUUGUCAGUCUCAAAAUCCAAAUGCCUAUCUGAAUCAAUUGCUGGGGAAUGUUAUUGAGCAGUAUAUCGGGCGAUUUCUUCCAGCCUCAGCUCACGUCUUAGGUGUUGGACAACAUCCCGUUUUGUUGGCACUGAAGAACUCAGCCAGUGUUCCACCAAUGUCAUUGCUAAAGAAAUGCAUUGUCCAUGUCAUAAGGAAGUCCUACUUUGAGUUUAAAGGAUCCUUGCUGCCUCCUCGUUUGGCAUCCAUUCUGGCCUUCAUCCUCCAGCUUGUUAAGGAAACUAACACUGAUGUUUCUGAGAUUGAACUACUCCUCCCUGGAGUAUUAAAAUGCUUGGUGCUGGUCAGUGAACCUCAAGUUAAAAGGCUGGCCACCGAGAACCUGCAAUGCAUGGUCAAAGCCUGCCAAGUGGGGUCAGGAGGAGAACCUGCCGCCCAGCUGACUUCUGUGUUUAGGCAGUUUAUUGAAGAUUAUGGUAUGAGAUAUGAUUAUCAGAUUUACAGCAUUUUAGAAGCAGUAGCAGCAUUGGACCCGCAGGUUGUUAUCCACUUGGUUCCUGCCCUUACUCAAUCUCUGAAGAAUUCAGAGCGGAAAUCGGGCCUUGGCAGAAAUACUGCACAAAGGGAAGCCUAUAGCAAGCUUUUAUCUCAGCUAGGACAAGUGGGACAAGAUGAGAUAAAGAACCUGCAAAAUGAUCAUGUCGAAUCUAUUUUGUGAUUUCAUCCUCAACAUUAAUUAUAACUACCUAAAGCCACUUUGUGCCAUUUGACUCCUACCUUUAUUAAUUGUAUAAUGUUCUGUUAAAAUACUUUCUAGGAUCUUUUCCGUACAUACCUGUAAGUAUAAAGUAUAUAAAUAAGGAAAUAAAAGUUAAAUAUGUUAUAGAAUCUUUGGAACUUGGUAAAACUGCAUUCUGUUUUGAAGCAGUUUUAGUAAACUAAAGAAACUUAAAGUUUUCCUAUCUGGGAGUGUUGUCUGUGCAUGUCUAUGCAGGUUUGUACUGAUUGAUCCAUGGGCGUUUUACUGUAGUGUUGAUUUUUUGCCUUGCAAGUAACUUAUUUCUGUUUUUUGUUUCUUUACAAGUUAUGUUUAAUCAUGACACUAUUUCACCUUACCUGGCUGCCCUGUGCUGGUUUUGUCACUUGGUUGCUUUCUUCUUUGCUUGUUUUUAUUGUUUUGUUUCUUUUGAAGAAUGGUCAGGAGAUAGGACUGUAUAUUUGUUAUCCUUUUUUAUACUAUGUUUGAGGCAAGGUAAUAAAAUUUUUUCAGAGCACACUUAACUCUGAGCAAUGAAACUGAAUCUGGCUAAGGGAUUAUACAGAUAUAUAUAUAUAUUUUUUUUUUUUUUUUUUUUACUUGGGCUAACAGUGUUUAUACUUUGGGUCCAACAGUUGCCAGAUGUUUUUCUCUAUUCAUCCUUUCUUUUGGAGUUGUCAUAUCAAGAGGAGGAUAAAUAAGACCCUUUAAAAAGAGAAUAAAUAAUAUUCUGGAAAUUUUCUAAGGUUACAAAUUAACAGAAGAGUUCUGGAAAGUCAGCCGAAUUAUCUACUUGCUCCUCAACUAGAGCCUCUUAUAAACUGGCAUCUUACAUAUUUGCAGGGAACCAGCUUAGUUUCCUGUAGCAAUUCAUCUCUCAACCCUUUAACUAUCUGAAAUUUCAGAUUUAUUUUACUGGUUGGGCUUUGUCCUUGACUCCUUUUUCUAGUGAGCAUUAUUGGGUAAAAACAGUUCCAAUCUUAGUGCUGAGAACCCAUGGGGGUCUUAAACCCAGCCCUACUUUGUGACCGUGAGCAGAUUCCUGAUCUUUUCUUAGUCUUAGUUUCUUCAUGGAGAAAAAUGAGUAAUAAUACUUCUUGAAAUUUCACAAUGUUCUGCUAAGAAUCAGUGGGAUAACCGAUUUAUAAUCAGGUAAUUAAAAUGUGUGUGACAGUAUUUGGUGACCUACAUUCUGUUAGGUACACAGACAUGAUUACUGUAUCUCAUGCACAAAAGUAAAGAAACUUCUCAAUUUUGUUCUUCUCUAAUGGCAUGUCCUAGAUGAGUGAUUCCACUUCUUACAUGUCAUGUUUGCUAACUUUGAAAUAAUUUGUUCUCUUCUGGGGCCUCUAGUGUUUAUCAUGGUUUUACUAUUCCUUCAGGAAAACAUUUUCAGCCCUUUUCUGGCUCAAGUAUCUUUUAAAAUGAAUUGCACUGCAGUCAGGAAACUAUAGUUAGUUAGUAGCCCUUUCCUAACAGGAAUUUGUGAAGUCUAAAGGACUUCAUGACCUAUAAAUGGUCUAUUUUACCCCUAAAUAAACUAAUUCAAUAAAUGGGAUGAAUAAAAGCCUCUUUAAGGUUACUGAAGACGUCAUAGCAAUGAAUUUCUUUUCAUUAUAAUAGUGACUUACUAAUGAUGUAUUAUUUUGCAAGUUUUAGCAGUUGAAAUUUAAAAUAUUUAAUGGAGUGCCUUUAAAGGGUUAUUUAUGUGUGUGUGUAUGUGUGUGUGUGUAUUCCUCCUCAAGGGAAGCUGAUAAAGAUGUCUUAGAUAAUCUUGCUCUUAGCUUAUGAAACUUUUUAAGGGUUAAGAAAAUCUGUUACUGAAUCAUGCAUUAGGAUAUGUACCUGUGUAUAUUAAGAAUAAAUUUAUACUUAAAACUCAGUAACAAGAAAGUCUGUAACAUGUAUAUGUAGAUAUAUUUUUUUAAUUUGUGUAUCAGUAAAAUUUUAAAGAAACUGUUUUAUUCAUUGAAGAAAAAAGAAAAUUUAUGAUUCAGUUCCAUUUCUUAAAAAUCUUCACUGACCCUUACUACUAUAGUCUGAUCUCUUUCCAUUCCCAGAUUUAGAAUAACCUUAUAGUUGCUUCCUUCAUGUUCUUUUCCCCCUAAAAUCCCUGUAAUAUCUGAGGUGACUGCUUCUACCAUUGUUAAGGGAAGCCAGUCUCUCGCGGUCGAAUCUGGAAUGUGCUCUCGUUUUCCUUGGGCUUUGGCGCCCCUGUGACUGCAUUCUCUUCUAUCUUCUCGUGCCUUCCUCAGCGAUACUGCUUCUUCCUACAUACACAGUUAACCUUCUUGUCCCCACUGGUGAGAUCUGGCCCUUCACCCGCUCUGUCUCAGCAUUCUUCUGGUAGUGAACCGAGAAGACUAGCUCCUAACUUUAUCUUUCACAUCUGUGUCUAGUACCACUUCUUCUCUAAACCUAUCUAGUUAGAUUCUCCUGGAAUCUCAGGGCAACAUCAAGCUGCCUUUGUCACCUUCUUUUCCAGAGAAGGUGACAGUCUUUGCCUUCAUUUUCUACCCAGAGCAUACACCACUUUCCCACUUCACUUAACCUUGAUGUUUCUUGUAUUCUUCAUUGUUCCCCACUUUUCAUCUGAUCAGCAGUACAGGCUCUUGCUUUUUUUUUUCUUUUUGCCAUCACGUGCAUCCAAAUUUAUUAGGCACUAUAAUCACCUCCUUAUCUCCGGAUUAUUGAAAUUUAUUCUUCACAUAAUUCUGACGUUAAUGUUCCUAGAAGACUACUUUCAUCUUGUUACUUUUCUGCUCAAGGACCUCCAUUUACUUCCCAUUGUUAAUCUGAUAGUGAAGCCCUUCUGUCAGGAGAAUUUCUGCCACCUGACACUAUACUUUCUCUUUCCAAACUCAACUCAAGCAGGAGAGUAGACGGUCUUGGCUACUUUCGCUGAAUGACAUGUUCAUUCUACACUGUGGGCUUCAUUUAGUUUGCCAGCUUACCACCAUUUCUACAGAAACCUAACUUUAAGAUACUCAAUUAGGAAAAUUAAAAUAUACAUGUUAGGCUUCCUUGGUGGUUCAGAUGUUAAAGAACCUGCAAUGCAGGAGACCUGGAUUCCAUCUGUGGGGCAGGAAGAUUCCCUGGAGAAGGGAAUGGCUACCCACUCCAGUAUUCUUACCUGGAGAAUUCCAUGGACAAAUAAGCCUGGCAGGCUACACAGUCCACGGGGUUGCAAAGAGUCAGACACUUGUUCAGUUGCUCAGUCAUGUCCGACUCUGCAACCCCAUGGACUGCAGCAGGCCAGGCUUCCCUGUCCUUCACCAUCUCCCAGAGUGGGCUCAAAUUCAGGUCCGUUGAGUCGGUGAUGCCAUCCAGCUAUCUCAUCCUCUGUCAUCCCCUUCUCCUCCUGUCCUCAAUCUUUCCCAGCAUCAGGAUCUUUUCCAAUGAGUCAGCUCUUCACACUGAGUCGAGUCAGGACACUCCUCAGUGACUAACACUUUCACUCUCUAUAUGUAAGUAUCCCAGUCAGUUUCUUUAAAAUAUCAGGUGGAGUGUAAAAGAUGAUUGAAGGACAACACGGUGAUGAAAAGGACUUUUAUUAGACACUCAGAUUUGGUUAUGAUUUAAAUUUCAGUUGAACAUUUAAUUAGGUUUUCUUAGGGGAGAAGACAACAUGGGUGUAUUGUCCCUGUACAAAAUCAUUCAGUAUUCAGUGCAUUUGUACUGGAAGAGUUUCACAGUAUAAACUUUUACAUCCUUCCUUAUUCCUAGCAUAUUUUAUCUUCUUACUAAGCAUAUUUGACUUUUUUGUUUUUUGGGGUAAGUAAAAAAAAUUAUUUGUGGGUUGUUAGGUGCGUAUCUUCACUACACAUUGUUAUUUUUAUCUUCCGCGCUUCAUCACAAAUCUUUAAAACUACUAUUUAUAACUAAUUACAUGGACUCCUUUCCAUGUACAUUCACAGAAGCUUGGCAGUUUUUAUUUUUAGGAUUAUAUAAUCAUAUAAGAAUUUGACAAGCUGUUACAGUUGGGAAAAACCUUUAAGAAAACUACUUUCUCUAAGUUCUGCGCAUCAACUUAACACUUUUUUUCAGAGAUAAAAGGCAGAUAUCAUAGAAACUUCACCAAAAACUGUGUUAUCUGUUCUAAACCACUGGGUUUUGAUUCAUACUCUUUUUUUUUUUUUACAUAAACCUUUUAUCUUCCAAAAACUGAUCUCCUGCCUCCUCCUCCUAGGGUUAAAAAUAUUGCAUUGUCAGUCAAGUGGAGAGUAUGCUACUAUAAAUAAUAGGCUCUGUUUGUGUAAAACAGUUGGGGAACUAGCAAAAUAGUACAUUCUUUCACAUAUUUGAUGUAAGACAUGAGAUUUAUGUUUUGAUUCUGUGAUAAACUAUAUUGUUCAGUUUACCAAAAUCAGUAUCAAAUGAUUAGAACAGACCAGCUUCUGCUUAUUGAAGUUUUUGGUGUGAAGACAGUUACCCAGUUCAUUGCACUUGUGAAUUAUGCUUUUAGAAAAAUUCCGGGCAUUUCUAUUUUAUACACACGUUUUAAGUUAUUUGUGUACAAAGUAAUGAGAUAUAAUAAAAAUGCAUAUAUUCAACUUG